GGUUCAGUUCUGCCCCCCUGUGGGUAAAGUAACCACCGCAUGGGAGUUUCUAUCCCCGCGCCAAGGUUAAUCAUUAACCUUGUCUUCUCAGUCUCUCAGGGCACCGAAUAAGGAGGACGGUACUCUGACCAAGGCAUGCUGCCGCCCAGACGCCACAUCUUACCAUGGGUGACUGUAACCACUGUACACACGAGCGGGCUCUAUCCGGGGAGGACGACAUUACCGUAGUGUUUCACAAAGUUGACAGCCAUGGCCAAAACAGCGGCGGCGACGACCACGACGAGUGCGGCGACGACGAGCGGACGGCGGAGCGGGUUCGCCUGCACGCCAACUGUCGCGUGUCGUGCGGUUACGACGACGAUGAUGCCGCGGGGAGCGAGGAAGCGAGAGGGGGCGAAAACUCACUGGAAGGCGGCGAGAAGAAAACGCUGUGCCCGCCGGCGUUUUGCGUCGGGGGCCAGCCCGCAUCCCGAGAAGCAAGCGCACGCGAAGGCGCAGAAAAAACAAAGGGAUGUCCAGGUCUUGGUUUGUUCUAUGCUUUCCUGUCCACAGUUUUCUUCUCCAUCAUUGCCCUCCUGGUGAAAACCAUCCAGGGAGUCCACGCCAUAGAGAUCAGCGCCAUACGCUGCUUCUUCCAGAUGCUCUUUAUUGUGCCAUUACUCAUCUACCACAAGACAGGUUUCCUUGGUCCCAGAGAUAAACGUAUAUAUCUGGUGCUUCGGGGUUUCAUUGGUUCCAAUGCCAUGAUCCUGCUCUUCUAUGCCGUUCAGCAGAUGCCACUAGCAGAUGCCACUGUCAUCAUGUUCAGUAAUCCAGUCUUUACCUCGCUCCUGGCUUGGAUUUUCCUCAAGGAGAGAUGUACAAUCUGGGACUGUGUCUUCACUGUUUUUACCAUCACCGGAGUCAUUCUGAUCGCACGACCACCAUUCAUCUUUGGCGAGCAUCUACGCGGCAUCGAGGGCAACUACACUAACCACAUCAAGGGGACUGUUGCUGCAUUUGUGGGAGCGAUCGCGGCUGCUUUUACAUUUGUUGUCCUUCGCAAGAUGGGGAAGAGCGUCCAUUACUACCUCUCUGUUUGGUACUAUGCCGUCAUCGGUUUCAUCCAGAGCAUCAUCACUGUAUCCGUCCUUGGGGAGUGGAAGAUCCCGUUUUGUGGCCGUGAUCGCUGGAUGCUGAUGUUGAUCGCUGUCCUGGGUAUUGCCGGUCAGACCUUCCUGACAAAGGCCCUACAGAUUGAGAAGGCCGGACCUGUGGCCCUGAUGAGGACUGUGGAUGUGGUGCUGGCAUUCAUCUUCCAAUUUAUUUUCUUCAACCGUGCACCGACCCUGUGGAGCCUCGGAGGGGCACUGUGCGUAGUGAUGAGCACUAGUGGAGUAGCAGUUAAGAAGUGGUACAGCAGCUCUCGCAAGAGCUGAGCUGGAGAAGCAACAUAGAAUACCACAGUAAUACUAUUUAUUCUUUUUUUCAUUAUCAUAUGUUCUUGACUUAUUCUGUGUUUUUCUUGUUAUUCACAUGCAAACAUUAUGAGGAGGUUUAAGCUACUUGAAGAGUUAAAGCAGAAAUAUAGAAGGGUAAUAGAGGGUAAGGGUCUUUAUUUCAAAUUUGAAUUCUGUACAUCUAUACAUGUUGAUUCUUGAGAGUCAACUUGUGUAAUUUAUUGUUAUUCAUUUGUUUUGGUUUAAAUGAGCACAUCUGUGAGGGAAACAAGAAGAAGGAAAAACUGUGUAUCCACUUUACUGCCCAAAACUGUGUCAGGCUCCCUGGAGCCCCUGUAGCUAAAUAGCUGCUUAGUCAUGAUCGAAUUCGUAUUUUCUCCUUAAAAGAAUGUGUACAGCAUAAAUGGGGUGAAAGCUGAUGAAGACGUUUGAUGAGGGAUGUCCCCAGUUUCAUUUUCCUUUUACUUUAACCUGAAUGAAAUAGCCAAAGAAAGAGGUUUACUGCAUUGGGACCAUUCAUACUGUGUCACAUAACUACAAUCAUAGUAGACAAAAAAAAAAGUGUAAUAUGUAUUUUAUCGCGUAUGAGGCAGUAUCAAACUAGUAUCCGCGAAAAAUACUUAAAAUAUCUGUGGUGCUGCCAAUACAACGACGAUCACUUUGUCAUCCACAAUAAGAAAAGGAAAUAUAAUGCACAUCAAAAAUAAGCAUUAUAAGCAAUUAAAUACAGCCAUUUAUUACCCAUUUUUAGCAAAGAUAACGUAUUUAUUAUAAAGACAUUGCAAGUAUCUCGAGUCAAAAAAGAAAUUGAAAAGCUGAAAUUAAAAUUGGUUUUCAAAAGUUUUACUUGAAUACACAAUCAUGCUAUAGGAUUAUCUCAGGGAUUUCUCACCUGUUAAUUAUGCCCAAAUAUGAAUUAUACCUACAACCUGCCCAAUGAACUUAUCCAUGAAAAAAUUAUUCCAUUGUGAUUUAAUUGAUUUUGUGAUUUGAUUUUUCCUCCGUUGCCAUUGUCUUUUCUAAUAUAUUAAAUGGUAGUGGGCGAAUAUCUAUGACAAUCAAGUCCAUAGUUAAUCAUUUCCUAAUCUCUGAAGUGCCUUAAGUCAGGACCUUUAACCUCCAGCCUUUCUUAGUGGAGCUGCUCAGUAACCAGCAGCUUGUACUGUGCAGUCCUCAGGUGUCAUUUUGCAUAUGAAUAUGAAGUAGGGUUCUUCUCAAAAAAAAAAAAAAAAAAAAAAAAAAAACUCAACUCAAUAAGUAAUGAUUUUUAAUGUGUGUAUGACAAAAUCAAAGAUGAAGUCUAACAGCAUUUUAAAAAUGAGGCACAUAAGAUGUGACCCCUAUACCCCCCCCAAAGGCCACACUGAUCUCUUCAUCAUCUCAGGAGGAGUCAACUCUUGUGGAGGCUAGCACUUAAUGUCAUCUUAGAACUAAAGCAACUAAAUAGUGAUCCUAACAGUCUAGGAAUAUACUUCUCUUUUUUAUCUAAUGUGACACUAUGUAAGGCAGUGCUGUAUGUUUGUUUGCUUAACCCACUUUAAGAUGUCAACUAUAGAUUUCAGGGGGAAUACGGAGAUUUACAGAGGUCCUAUAGGCCGUGGCACAGUGUGAUAUGUGAAAGCUCAAAUAAAGCAGUGCUCCCCUUUCUAUGCUGGAGAACACACUCUCUUAGAUUGACCUGAGACUUGAUUUGAUCUUUAUUUCCAGGUAAUUUGCUGUGGUUUGAAAUCUCAACUGUGCACAAACAUUAUGCAAGACGGAGUAAAAUUCUACUGAUUAGGAAAACACUUAUAUGAUAUUUUACUACCAAUAUUAGCAGUGCCAGUUAUUAAUACAAAAUGUCUCAGCUCAUAAAAUUCUGAUCCUACCCAUUGGUUUUAAAGAGCAGAAUAUACUUCAGUUAAAUGGUUCAUUUUGGGUCAUUGUACAACAAGCCCUGGUAUAUCAUUCAUUUUUAAUGUGUGAAAUAUAGUAAGAUCAGCCUAUCACUUGUGAUGCCAGUGUCAUAUUUUAGUGAGGAGGAAUUUAUUUAAAGGCACUGUGACAUUUAUUAAUCAUUGUUCAUAGUACACUGGGAUGUUCUGGUCACUUCAGAUGUUCAGAGGCUAAUGUUAUGUUCUUCUUGUUUGAUUUGCUUUGACGUUGACUUUUAGUGCUCCGAAUUUUUAAUUUAGUUGACUUGAAUGCUGGUAGCGUAAGCACAACGUGUUGAGUUGCCAGCAAAUGGUUAGGUAAACAUUUGUUUCAGGACCUAUAAGCCUUACAGACCCAAUAAAGCUCUUUUUAGGAUUUUUAAA
Molecule: messenger RNA, 3736 nt
Organism: Xiphias gladius (swordfish)
Lineage: Eukaryota; Metazoa; Chordata; Actinopteri; Istiophoriformes; Xiphiidae
Gene: slc35g1
Product: solute carrier family 35 member G1
Exons: 5
Coding region: 165-1418 (417 amino acids)
Biological process (GO): calcium ion export across plasma membrane; regulation of cytosolic calcium ion concentration
Cellular component (GO): endoplasmic reticulum membrane; plasma membrane
Source: RefSeq, a predicted model, not a curated record